Symbiodinium natans is the source of this 1767-nucleotide messenger RNA. NCBI's taxonomy places the organism in Eukaryota, Dinophyceae, Suessiales, Symbiodiniaceae. The record is from the annotation of a GenBank genome assembly.
AUGCCAAUCGCAACUGACGGCAUGCCCAAGGCCUUGGACUACCACGACACCUGCUUCCAUGCACCUCGAUCACGAAAGGUCCUGCUGUUGGCAUCGCUGGCUGUCAGGGGCCACAGCAUCGAGGGCGAAAAAGCCACCCUCAUUCCGAAGUCCGUAAAGCCCUUGGCCACAGAGCUUCAAAGGCAUGUGCUCUUCGCAGGUCUCUGGUUCACUUGGAAGCGGAUUUCUUGGUUGGCCUCGGCAGUUCGCUGGCAUGGAUCUGCCUUUCGGCAGCGAGCUCUCCCUGGCAGGGGCCUCCCAGGUCCCCGGGAGCACAAUGCCCGCGCCCAGCCAUCAAAGCCAGCAGACCCCAGGCGUUUCCUGGGCCAGCAUGUGAGGAACUUUGAUGACCAUCGCGCCUCGGGUCCUGCCGCCACCAGUCCUCGCCAACGGCCCGGGAGCCGACACGGCAGCAAGGAGGCCCAAGAUGCGCACGGCGAGUUCUUCCACCCAGGCAUCACGGAGUUGGAUGCUCAGCUCCUCCACGCCGUGCGCCACGGCGACGCCGAGGCGGCUGAACGAGCGCUGCAAGCUGGAGCCGCUCCUGACUGCAGGACCCUCCGGGGCCAGACGCCCCUCAUGCUUGCGGCCACCGCCAGCCACGACGGGUCCCUGCAGCUGGCCACGAUGCUUCUCGAAGCCCGGGCCCAGGUCGACGCUCUCGAUGAGAAGAGGCAGACCCCUCUGAUGCACGCUUGCGGCUCCCACAACAUCGCCACUGUCGACCACCUCCUGGAAGCCAAGGCCUCCCUGCACUGCCGUGCGGCAGAUGGAAAGACCAUCCUCAUGCAGGCCUUCGUGGGAACGGAAGACAUGAAGCUCGUAAGGCACCUGGUGCACCGGCACGCGGCGGUGGACGCCGUGGACAAUUCCGGCUGGUCCCUGCUUUUCUACGCAUGCGACCCGCUGCACCUGGAGCUGAUCAGGUGGCUGUACACGCGCUUCGGCGUCGAUCUCGAGGCCCCAGCGCCGGAUGGCACCACGCCGGCGGAGCUGCUGCGGAGACAGGGGUUGGGUCAGCCGCAUCGCUGGCUAGGUCGACGCAGGCGGUCGGACAUGGACUACCUGCUUAUCGACUUGGGCCUUCAGGCCCCCGAUGAGGGAGAGGGCAGCCACUCCCCCCCCACAUCGGCCCGCCGUGGGCCGGAGUCUUCUGAGCCACUGGCUCCAGGGCGCCGCUACAGCAAGCGGCAGUCCGUACAAGGACCGCGCCUAAGCGUGCACAGCAAGGACUCGCACUCCAGCGGCCAGUCGCGUCGGAGGGGGAGCAAAGGCGAGGGCACCGACUCCACGGAACUACCUCUCAGCCUACCGGCCGAGGCGCACGGCUCUUCGAGAAGGGGCAGCAAAGGCCCCAAAUCGGAGCAAGGGCCGCGCCUGAGCGUGCUCAGCAAGGACUCGCACUCCAGCGGCCAGUCGCGUCGGAGGGGGAGCAAAGGCGAGGGCACCGACUCCACGGAACUACCACUCAGCCUACCGGCCGAGGCACGCCGCUCGUCGAGAAGGGGCAGCAAAGGUGACAGUUCGGAGACCGCGGUACUGUCGCACACUCUCCCGGCUGAGGAUCUUGAAGACUGCAGCGCUGUGGUCACCAUGCAUGUAGCAGCAAACGGCGAGCAAUUCCGGGAUGUGUUCAUCCGGGAUCCUCCGAACAAAAACGCGCCUGGAAUUCACAACGAGCAGGAGCUCAUGAACCGCAUCGCGGACCUUGGCUACGAUGUGGUCUGA